GUGUAGCACACACAUACAUCUCCCUCGGACUCACCGCCAGGCCGUCAGAGUGGUUAGCUUUCCCUUGCCGAAUUCAGAAGUCAUCUCCGGAGUCAUCGACACCGUCACCCAGUCCCCACAACACUUAUUGUCUGCUGUGGAGAACAACAGAUCGGCAGGGGGGGGAGAGUACACACCCAGCCGAACAUCUGAAACAUGACGAGGUGCAUCAGCAUGUGUUUGGUAGCGAUGGCAGCAGCGCCGCUGACCAAGGCCUUCGUGGUGCCAGGCAGAAGCCUUUCCGUGUCGGUGCUAGGACGCGAGGGCGUCACCCGCUCGUGCUCGAAGGCCUCAGCUCGCGGCACCAGCAGCACCAGCUGUUGGAUGACCAAGAAAGCGGAGACGGAAGGAGCCGAGGGAGACAAGAAGAAGACCAAGCCGCCGGCGUGGAUGUUCAACGAGGACGGUGUUGCGUACGCCCCGUGGAUGGUGGAUGCCUUCGACCCCGAGAACCUGGCGAAGGUGGCAGCCUCGAUCGAAGCUCGGAAGGAGAAGGAGGCCAACACGGUGCCCGAGGCGCUCGGGGCCCUUGCACGCGACCCGCAACAGAUGGAGCUCUCAGGCGCAGGCCUGUCUGCCAAGAGGGUGUCGGAUGAGAUGGUGGAGCUAACCUGGAAGACAGGAAACGAGGAGGGAAACGUCGGUUUCAUCGUCAGCAGGAGGGCCGCUAAGACGGACGAGUGGCAGGAGAUCGCAUCGUACAAAGACUUCCCCCCACUCAACUCCAAGGGGCCGGGGGGCGGCGUCUACACCUACGCGGACGACAACGUUGAGUUGGGAACAUGGGUGUACAGGAUAUCCGACAUCAGCAAGAGCGGUGUAAGGAGCGACCUUUGCCAGACGCUGAUCGAGUUGCAGAGCGGCGCCGACGAGUUGCAGACGAAGAUCGGCGUAGCAGGUCUCGCCAUCGUGCUGAUCGCGGCGGCCGCAGCAGGAACGUUGAUCGACCCCUUUGCAUCGUAGAUCUCGUGGAACAAAUCGUCGCGUCGUUAGGACGUGCGUGUCGCUAGUCCAUGGUGUGUGACUGCCUUUAGCGCGAUAUUGAGCGAUCGCAGCCGCUGCGUAUGGUGUGUGUGGCUUAUAGAGGGCGAUUGACAGCGAUGGACCGGUUGUCGGGAGCCUUGGGGUGGCACGCUGGCAGGAACGGGGGAACUUUGGAACAGUCUUCUUGUUGGACCGCUACGCGGGCGAGAGUUGGACCGCGUACGGCAUGUCAUGCCGUGGUGUCCUUAUUACGCGGUGCUGCUUGGCGUGCAGGCAGAUGCGUGUUUUUCAUGAAAAGCGAUUGUCCUGCUGCUCGCAGAAGUAGACAGCACGUGCGCGCCGAUUGUUUUGGGGGCUCUCGUAUCUUGGGCUGAGCUCUUGUGGCGAAAACGUAGAUGGGGGGGAAGACCCAAUGGCGGGCGGUUUUUACGCAGGACUGUCAUGAAAGAGAGCGAGACGUGGCCGCGGGCACCGAGGUGAUUUAGUAGAUAAAAACUGAGGGUAUUGGCGCACGUUACACGUUAUAACGUUACACGUUGUCCUUCUAGUGUGGGUGAUAACAGCGGCGAAAUUGAGCAUUAUGUAGUAGGCUGGUGUUGCUGAAUACAUAGCCUUUUAAAGACGAGCGGGUAAUACAUACAUAGGUCUGUUUGAUAAGAACAGGCGGGGGGAUCGAGUUGUCCUUCGCCCACGAAGAGAAGCAGAAGCGACCACUUGGUUUGCCUCGCAAUGAAUUUUAUCUCACAGUAUGUUGAUCACUAGGAAAUGACACAUCCAUGCGCUUCGAAGGGCACGUCGUAUGCUAUGCAUAGGAGGGGUGAGAACCUACGCGCGGGUUGCUGCUGCUAGUCGGUUGGCUCCCGCGUCUUGCUGGCGUACCCCGUUCCUGCCUACAAUGCGCCGUUCUUCAUGAAGGCUGUCAUGAGAGAAAAGCUGGCAUUCGUCUGGCAUCAUCUUGCGAUAUGGAUGUAGGGAAACGGAAAUGCACGCCGCCGGUGUUGGUGUGUGUGCGCGCGCGUUUUCGGCUCACGUAUCUAUUUCGGUGCCAGCCUUAACUUUCGGUGUAGGUUUUAGGUACGAUUACGAAAACAAUUUCAAUGUGACCAAAGUUGAGAUUCUGGCGUUCUUCACCAAGGGCGUGAAAUCUCCCAGCUUGUCGAUUUCUCCGCCCAAAACAAUGCGGACAACUCCCAGAGGUUGUAUCGCUGUCCGCUAUCCUCAU
This is a messenger RNA of Ectocarpus sp. CCAP 1310/34, 2245 nucleotides long. NCBI's taxonomy places the organism in Eukaryota, Phaeophyceae, Ectocarpales, Ectocarpaceae. The record is from the annotation of a GenBank genome assembly.